AGCAAGUACAUAUAAUUUUCUUUACAGAAUUUUUGUAAAGUAAACCUACCCAUUUUUAGAGACAAAAUAAAAGUGAAAGGAACGACAGGAUGCGCACCAUCCAAUUGGCCACAUUUUGACCAAGCCCACCGCAUUUUGGGGGGUUUUAGGUCAAUCAACGUACCCCAAGUUAUGAAACAAAGCACUGAUGAGAAUCCCAUGUAUGAAUGCGAAAGCUCGUUCAUAGCCGAUGAAUCUCUAGAGGGGGAUGCCUUUCUCUCCCAGGGCUUGGAGAACGAGUCUUUGGAUGGCUCAAGUGUGUUUAGCCAGGCGGCAUGCUCGUCGUCCUCGAAACGUCGACGUCCGAACAAGCCGGAGAUGACCCCGUUUGAAGCUGCCAUGGUGGAAGCCACCAAUCGGUGCACCGACGAGCUGGUGAACAUGUCCCAGAAUUUGAUCGAGCUCGGGGAUCGGCGUCUCCAAGUAAUGGAGCGGAUCGAAAAGACGCUGGAGACGAUUGAAAAGCGGAACGCAGACCAAAAUACAUAG
Drosophila elegans is the source of this 528-nucleotide messenger RNA. RefSeq lists its product as uncharacterized. The transcript is spliced from 2 exons. The record is from RefSeq and is a predicted model, not a curated record. The coding region runs from base 172 to 528 and encodes 118 amino acids. NCBI's taxonomy places the organism in Eukaryota, Metazoa, Arthropoda, Insecta, Diptera, Drosophilidae.